This is a messenger RNA of Lathyrus oleraceus (garden pea), 636 nucleotides long. RefSeq lists its product as uncharacterized. The record is from RefSeq and is a predicted model, not a curated record. Lineage: Eukaryota; Viridiplantae; Streptophyta; Magnoliopsida; Fabales; Fabaceae. The transcript has 2 exons. The coding region runs from base 1 to 636 and encodes 211 amino acids.
AUGUUAACUACACUUCAGGCAUUGCUAAAAGGUACAAAGCAUAAGUUGGUCAAAGAACAGGUGAACAGGACAUGGAAAGAUGAGACGACAGUGCCUCAAGCAUUGCCACCAAAGAUGAAGGAUCCAGUAAAGUUCACCAUCGCUUGUACCAUUGGUGGAGUAAAUAUCCCAUACAGUUUAUGUCAUUUAGGGUCUAGUAUCAAUGUUAUGCCACUGAAUAAGUUUACAGAAUUGAAAUAUGGAGAGAUCAUACCAAGUAAUAUGACUCUCACUUUAGCUGAAUCAACUAUUACUCAUCUGAUUGGUAUCAUACAAGACAUGUUAGUGCAUGUUGAUUGUUUAGUUUUUAUUGAAGAUUUUGUGGUGAUUGAUAUGAAAGGAGAUUCAGGAGAGUCAGUUAUUCUCGAACUCCCAUUCUUGGCAACCAGGAAGGCUUUGAUAGAUGUGGAAACCAGUGAACUUGUACUGAAGUUCAACAACGAAAAUAUGGCGUUUAAGGUGUACGAAUGGAAAUUGUAUAUGGAUAACCUUGAGACAUGCUACCAACUGGAAGGAAAAGGAAGCAAGGAUGACAAAGGGAAGAAGGAAAGUGAAUUGAUCGGCGUGAGGGUAUUCCUUGUGCCUGACAUGCCUUAG